AUGCACCAACCCUCCAUUUCAUCGACGCAAAUUCUUCCAUCAUCGUCGUCGUCGUUGUCCUCUGUAACAAUAAUAACAGCACCCACCACCUACCUCACCCAGCACCUCCAGAAAGAGAAUGCCAGUGUGAGUACUGAUACGAACAAUAUCUCACCAUCGGAUCAUCACGCACCAAGUUCAUCCGAGGUUACUCUCGAGAGUAACGGAGGAAGUGCGUGUUGUGGGAAUCAUGAAGAAUUGGAUUCUUUCAAUGGGUUGUGUUUGGAAUGCAAUCACCAAGAAUCAUCAUCUCAUAAUUGCAGCAACAAUGCUAUGGUGGAUAGUAGUAGUACCAUAAACGGUCAACACAAUGACUGUGUUCAUGAAAAUAGUUCUUUUUGUGAUGAUCAUCACGACGAAAAGAAAUUCUGUCGAAUGCAUCAUGAUGAUUGUGUUCAUUCAUCUCAACAGAAGUCUUCUUCACAACUGCUCAGAGUAAAUACAUCUUCACUUCAUCAGAGAAGAGAGAGCAAUGGCUCUUCUCCGACUACUCCUCCAGCCAAGGAAACAGAUUCAUUAAACAACAACAACAGCAACAAUAACGGAGGAAAUUUUGAACUGAAUCUUCCUCCUUUAAAUGUAUCAACAAUUUCUUCUUCAGAUAAGUCAUCAUCAACACCAACUACCAACAAUGAGGAUAAUGGUGUCGCAAUGAAUGAUGACACUCCUUCUCCGACCACUGCAAAUGUUCGCCAUAAUGUACUACAAAAGAUUUCCAAAUGGUCAGAAUUAGACAACUAUGGAACACCUUUAGAACCAACACAUAUUAUUCCUUUAAAAACGCCCAUUAAAACCAAAUUUCUGGAAUCAGCUAAAAAGUGGCGGCCCUUUACAUCUGAAGACUUUUUGUUCGGCAAUUUGAAAAAAGGCUAUGCUGUUGCUGGAAUUGUCGAUUUAUCCAAUCAUGAUUGUAUAUAUGAUGUGGAUAAUGUUUGUGUGCCAAAAUAUCCAGAAAAGUUUUUGUCCGAAUUGAAUAAGCUUACGUUUGAGAGUGAAGCAAGAAAAGACACAUUUUUGAGGUUCAUUGUCACGGCUAAACAUGCCAGAAAGCCAUCCAUUUACGAUAGUUUCUCCGAGGAAAUGAAAUCCCUUGCUGAUAAUACGGAAACUGAGCCCUUGCACUAUAUCAAAGUGAGACUUGUGGCAAAGGAAAUUCCUGGUCUUGAGCAACAAACAGACUUCAAUCGUGUGAUAAAUGAUUUCUUUAAAGAGUUUCCAUCACACUACAUUGGAGUGCACUGCUCAUAUGGAUUCAAUAGAACUGGUUUUAUUUGUUGUGCUUAUCUCAUAAGUGAAAAGCAUCUUUCAAUUGAUGAAGCUCUUCACGUUUUUGCCAAAAGUAAGCCACCAGGUAUCAAGCAUCAUUGGUUUCUUAAAGCAUUGAGGUUGCGGUAUGACCCAACACAUGCACCAUUAGAAGAAGAAAUGAACAACUCUACGGAAGAGUUUUCAAUGUAA
Naegleria fowleri is the source of this 1497-nucleotide messenger RNA. RefSeq lists its product as uncharacterized. Gene Ontology annotation, biological process: dephosphorylation; 7-methylguanosine mRNA capping. Lineage: Eukaryota; Heterolobosea; Eutetramitea; Acrasida; Naegleriidae. The transcript has 2 exons. The coding region runs from base 1 to 1497 and encodes 498 amino acids. The record is from RefSeq and is a predicted model, not a curated record. Gene Ontology annotation, molecular function: mRNA guanylyltransferase activity; protein tyrosine/serine/threonine phosphatase activity.